AUGGUACGAAUUAAUCUGGAAUGAAAUAUGGCAUCUAAUGUUACAGCUCAAUCAGUGUUGGAAAAGAUUAGUGUGGAUCAUCUGGAAUGCUCCAUCUGCACCAACCGUUUCAGGCAGCCCAAACUGCUGGACUGUUUGCAUAGUUUUUGCCUGCAAUGCCUCCAAAAGCUCAGACAGAGCCAAGAUCCUAGUGGUACAAAACUGACAUGUCCUCUGUGCAGAUGUGAAACCAUGUUGAAAGGGUCUGGGGUUGCUGACCUCCCUAAUAACUUUGCAUUCAGUGCCCUGGUGGAGGAAGUUACAAUGCAGGAAAAGCUACUGGAAGGUCAAGGGUCAGAGAUCAAAUGUCAAAACUGUGAUGAGGGGAAUCAGGCUAUUUCAAGAUGCACGGACUGUGAUCAUUUCUUAUGUCAUGAAUGUCAAAAGGCACAUGGACGUAUGACUUUGAUGAAAUCUCACAAAAUCUACACACUGGCUCAACUUCAAUCAGGACAAAUUGUUUAUAAGAGUAAACUAAGAGAUGAAGUUCCCAAAUGUGGCAAGCAUCCAGAUCAGAAUCUCAAUGUGUACUGCAACUCAUGUGAGCAAGUCAUAUGCACAACUUGCUCUGUACUUGAUCAUGCCAAACACUCACUCACUGGAUUACCUGAGGCUGCAGAGAAAUGUAAGAAGAAGGUCACAGAAAUGGUCCAAAAAAGUGAGAGCACAAAAACUGAAUUGAUCACCACUAUCAAGGAGAUGUCUAAAUCUCGCAAGGAUUUGGACAACAUGUUUGCCAACACUCACAAGAAAAUCUCAGAAAAAGCUCACCAGGAGAUUACAAAGAUCCAAGAGGAGGUUGCAAAGAUCCAAAAGGAAGAACAGAAAUUAAAGCGAGAGACGGACAGGAUUUAUAAGGACAGAGUCAGAACAUUUGAAGCUGCUCAAGCUAACAACAGGAAAGAGGUGACACAGACAGAGCACAAGCUGGAGGAGGUGAAACAACUCAUGAAUCAAGCAAGUUGCUAUGAGAUUCUUGAACUUGAGCAGAAGCUCUUGCAUAACCUCAGUGAACUGACAGGGAAACAGCCACAGCAAGUUCCUGACAAGUUGAGCUUCAUGGACUUUGAAGAAGGUAAGAGGUCACUUGGGAGACUCAUUCUGGAGGAAGAGACAAAGGCUGCAGAAAAGCAAUCACCAAGACCUGCAAGAUCAUGUGUGAAAAAGAAAUGGGAACUGAAGACUGAAUUCAAGAACUUUGAAUUAGGAAAUAACAUGUUACGACAUGUGUCAGCACUCUCUGACAAUAACAUAGUAUUAACCACUUGGAUUAAUGUAUUAUUCACAGUAUCACUGACCAAUAGUCAACAUACACCACAUCCUAUCCCACAAAGGCUUAAAAUCAAUGGCCUCACUGAUUUAAGGUGUAUUGCAGUGAGCAUGGAUGACAAGCUCCUUGCUCUAGAUGGUCGAGUAGUCAAGGUCUUCAACAAGCAACAUCAGCUCCUCCAUCAGUUCACACCAGGUGGAGGGUACAUCCAACCAACAUGCCUUGCAGUGGAUGACAGCAAUCUGAUAGCAGUGGGUUAUGAUGGCAAGAAUGAGAUAUCUCUACACAACCCAGAUGGAUCCCUCAUCAGGAGACUGCCUGCUCCAAAGAUUGAGGAUCAUCUAACAAUGUACAAUCACUGCCUUAUCUACACAACAGGAUUAAAUGAAAGAUUGGUAUGUGUAGACUACUAUGGUGCCAGUGUAUUCUCAGUUGACAUGACCAGCAACAUGCAGAGGGAUGGGUUGUCCUCUGGUGUGUGCUGUGACAGUGAUGGCAGCAUCUAUGUUGCUGUGUAUGGACAUCCAACAGGUGAUAUUCUGCAGUACAGUCCUGAUGGCAAGUACAUUGGAUGUGUGAUCAAGGGAUGUGGUGCUCCACGUGGCAUCACAUUCACAUCAGGUGGUGAUCUGGUAGUGGCUGCAGGAGAGUCCGUACAGAUCUAUCACCGAGUGUAAGGACAGAUUAAUUAAGCUGGGGCUAUCCAGUGUAUCCACCAACCACUUCCAUCGGACAUUGAUCAUUGUUAUCACUGACAAAGAACUUUAAAGUUCAUUCCCUUAAACAACUUUCUACAAUACUGUAUAUUUGGUUUAUUGCUAAGGUCUUUGGUCUCUGUAUGUGUUGACUCUAAUACCUCAACCACUUCCCCUUUGGAAAAUCUUGGACUUCAACACCCAGCCUACUUCCUAUAAAGUCCUAGAUCUGGUGGCCCAAUAAUGAGAGCAAAGGAAUGCCCCUUCACAUUGUUUGCAAAUAGGGCAGAGUGUACAUUUAAAAAAUAUUACCAACGGGAGUGAAAGUAUUACCAAGAGAUGGCAGAUCAAUUUCAAUUCGUCUCAGCAAAUGCAAAGUCAAUGCAUGAUUUUUUUUUUCUAAGUGUAAGCUAUAACCCUACUCCUGUAUAAAAUGUAAAUAUUUCCUUGAAAUUUGUUAUUCAAUUUUUCAAUUAUUGGAAAAAUUGUUGAGAUUAAAUGAAUGAAACUUAUUUUGGAAUGAGAAAAACUUUGCACUUACAUGUACAUGAGACAAAGGUAAAUACUCAAAAUCAACCGGAUAUAAUAUGUGUGAUUUUGAACUAAAGCGAUAGUUUACAAGUAAAUCAUAUGCAAUCCCUUGGUUGUCUCUUUCACAGUGCUUUCUGAGUGCCUCAUCAAAUUAAUAUUAGUUUCAUUACAUUAACAACCAAGUUGAAAAUGAAAACCUUGUGCAUUCUACUGCAAUGAUACAUGGAUGUUUGCAAAUGUGGUUGGUAUGAUGGAUGUACAUUUGUAAAUUGAAAUCUUGUUUGUAUGCCUUUUUUAAAUGGCGUUUUUAAAUACUAUAAUAGAAAAUGCAUUGGAACAUUCUAUGAAUUUGGGGUUCACUUUUUCCUGUCCCUUUAUGUCUGGCAUCUACGAUUUUGAAAUAGAAAAUGCACUCCCUUAUGUGUGUACUAUUCGUCCAAGAAUGCUUCUGUGAAUCAAAUGACCUACCCAACAAAUAUUAAUUAGUUUGAAGUCAUUUUUAAUGCCACCUGAAUGGCAAAUGAUAAAUUUCAGA
This is a messenger RNA of Patiria miniata (bat star), 3070 nucleotides long. RefSeq names its product tripartite motif-containing protein 42-like. The transcript has 2 exons. Gene Ontology annotation, cellular component: chromatin; nucleoplasm. Gene Ontology annotation, biological process: positive regulation of DNA-templated transcription. NCBI's taxonomy places the organism in Eukaryota, Metazoa, Echinodermata, Asteroidea, Valvatida, Asterinidae. The record is from RefSeq and is a predicted model, not a curated record. Gene Ontology annotation, molecular function: zinc ion binding; ubiquitin-protein transferase activity.